AUGGGCGAGGAGCAGAGCACGGUGAGCAGUGGCGGCGGGCCCCUGGAGGCGCGGGUCUCCGCUGGUGGCUCCGCAGGCCACCCCAAGCCCUCAGGAUCACUGGGGGACCGCGCGGGGGAGCCCAGGUCGCGCGCCAACUCCUUGGAGCCAAGCGACAGCAGCUGCGGAAGCAACUCGGACUGCGUGGACACGAGCGCCCAGGAGCCCGCGCGGAACCUGGGAGCCCUGGGCUGGAGGAAGAAUCAAAAGCAGAGGCAGUCCGAGGGACUGGCACUCAUCGGGCCUCUCAACCCCCAGACUUUGCAACAGCAAUUGGAGGAUAAGGAGGAAGAAGAGAAGGAAGGAAAAGAGGGAGGGAGAGAACAGCUUGGGGCGCCCCCCAGCGAGGAGCCAGAGACCAGGUCCCAGCUCUCGGACGGGCUUGUCCUGGACGUGCCUGGCCAGCAGUGCCUCCCGCCAGCCAAGAAACAGGUUUUCUGUUCAGUGUACUGUGUGGAGAAUGACAUGCCUGAGACCCCCACUAAGGAGCAGAUCUCGCCAUCCUCAUUGCUAUCUAGGGCUCCUCCGGUGCCUAGAACUCCCAGCCCUCCCGCUUCUUUCCCCAGACCCCUUCCAACUGACCCCCUCUCCCCCGAUGGCGGCAGCAUUGAGCUGGAGUUCUACCUGGCGCCCGAGCCAUUCUCUGUGUCCACCCUGUUGGGAACUCCAUCCUACAGUGGCCUGGGCGGGGCAGGGGAUCCCUAUGCGCCCCUAAUGGUGCUGAUGUGCCGGGUGUGCCUGGAAGACAAGCCCAUCAAGCCCUUGCCGUGCUGCAAGAAGGCCGUGUGCGAGGAGUGCCUCAAAGUCUACCUGAGCUCCCAGGUUCAACUUGGCCAGGUAGAUAUCAAAUGCCCUAUCACAGAAUGUUUUGAAUUUCUGGAAGAAACAACUGUUACCUAUAACUUAACGCAUGAAGACUCCAUCAAAUAUAAAUACUUCUUGGAACUUGGCCGUAUUGAUUCCAGCACCAAGCCAUGUCCUCAGUGCAAGCACUUUACAACCUUCAAGAAAAAAGGACAUAUUCCCACCCCUUCCAGAUCAGAAAGCAAAUACAAAAUCCAGUGCCCCACUUGCCAAUUCGUCUGGUGUUUUAAGUGCCACUCUCCUUGGCAUGAAGGAGUUAACUGCAAGGAGUACAAAAAAGGAGACAAAUUACUACGUCACUGGGCAAGCGAAAUUGAGCAUGGACAGAGGAAUGCCCAGAAGUGUCCAAAAUGCAAGAUUCACAUCCAGAGAACUGAAGGAUGUGACCAUAUGACCUGUUCACAGUGCAACACUAAUUUUUGUUAUCGAUGUGGGCAGAGAUAUCGCCACCUUCCUUUCUUUGGAGACCACACAUCAAACCUCAGUAUAUUUGGAUGCAAAUAUCGCUACCUCCCAGAGAGACCUCAUUUAAGGAGAUUAGUCCGAGGGUCAGUAUGUGCUGGAAAAUUAUUCGUUGCACCUCUAAUCCUGAUCUUGGGGUUAGCACUAGGGGCCAUAGCAGUUGUAAUCGGUUCCUUUGUAUUUCCUAUCUAUUGCCUUUGUAAAAAACAGAGAAAAAGAUCAAGGACAGGUAUGCACUGGUAA
This is a messenger RNA of Chrysochloris asiatica (Cape golden mole), 1608 nucleotides long. RefSeq names its product ring finger protein 217 (gene RNF217). NCBI's taxonomy places the organism in Eukaryota, Metazoa, Chordata, Mammalia, Afrosoricida, Chrysochloridae. Gene Ontology annotation, cellular component: ubiquitin ligase complex; cytoplasm. Gene Ontology annotation, biological process: protein polyubiquitination; ubiquitin-dependent protein catabolic process; positive regulation of proteasomal ubiquitin-dependent protein catabolic process. The record is from RefSeq and is a predicted model, not a curated record. Gene Ontology annotation, molecular function: ubiquitin protein ligase activity; ubiquitin conjugating enzyme binding; zinc ion binding. The coding region runs from base 1 to 1608 and encodes 535 amino acids. The transcript is spliced from 6 exons.